GUGAGCAGAGCUGGGUCCUGGGGCCUCUCCCUCCCUCUCUCUCUCCUGCAGGCAGCCAUGAGAUCCAGCCGCCCUGAGCGGGGUGCCCAGGAACCCCUCAGUCCCUGCCCUCAGCCCCUGUCCUGGAGCUCCUCCAGCCUGCUGGGCAAAGGCCGGGGUCAGAGGCCGGAGCUCCAUAAGAGCGCCAGCAGCACCGUAUGGCGGGCCCAGCCGGGCGAGGCCAGCACGGGUGCCCAGGUCCUGGAGGAGGAAGGGCGCCAGGCUGAGAGUGAGGAAGAGGCACGGGCCUCCAGCCCCCGGCCACAGCCCAGGGCCGUGGGUCACUGGCGGAGCAGCACUGUGGGCAACGUGUCUACCGUGGGCGGUGGUGACCUGUGCUGCCUGCGGGACCCCAGCACCGCCGCUGUGCAGAGAAGCCACUUGGACCUGGUCUGCAGCACCCUGACCUGGGGCCACAGCAGUGCCCGAAAGGCCAGCCUCAGCUGCUCGGCCCUGGGCAGCUCGCCUGUCCAUAGAGCUCAGCUGCAGCCCAGCAGCACUUCUGGCCAGGGUGGCCAAGCCCCCGCAGGCCUGGAAAGGGACCUGGCUCUGGAGGAUGAGACUUCAAACUCAGCCUGGACACUGGAGGAGAGUCAGGUGUGGGUGCCGCCACCUGACCUGGGGGGCACAAUGACCCACAGAAGCAGCCUCAAAGCCACUGGGCAGUCGGCCACCACCUCCUGCCAUGCUCUGCCCCCAGCGGCCCUACUCUGUGGCGUGAGGGAGGUGGGGGCCAGCAGCUGCUGCCAUGGCUUGCCUGCCCCAGGGAUCCUGGCCUUUCCUAAACUAGUGGCAUCAGUGAGUGAAUCUGGGCUGCAGGCUCAGCAUGGGGUGAAAUUCCAGUGUAGGUUGCCUGUGGGGCUUCCUGGGCAUUCCCACUGCUGUGCCUACCCUUGGGGUCCCACCGGGUUAACUAUGGAGGCUGGCGCCAGGACCAAGGAUAUGUGGACCAUGACCUCAGCAAGUGACUUGGCCCCCAUCUUGGCAUCACCUCUGUCAGCCCAGGAUGCCAGUGUGCAAGCAGCCCCCAAGGCAGUCUGCAAAGCUGUGGCCACCAGCCCGCCUCUGGAGGCCCCUGUGGCCCUGCACACAUUCCCGGAGGUAACUCUGGGGUCCAGCCUGGAGGAGGUGCCAUCCCCUGUGCGGGACGUGCGAUGGGAUGCUGAGGGUAUGACAUGGGAGGUGUAUGGAGCUGCAGUGGACCCUGAGGUACUCGGCCUGGCCAUCCAGAAGCACCUGGAGAUGCAGUUUGAGCAGCUGCAGCGGGCCCCUGCCAGCGAGAACAGCCUGUCUGCAGAGGGCCGGAGGGGGCCACUUCGAGCUGUUAUGCAGUCCCUACAGUGCCCCAGCUGCUGCGGCUGCUCCAGUGCAGCCCCUGAGUAA
Messenger RNA from Mesoplodon densirostris (Blainville's beaked whale), 1422 nucleotides. It is a transcript of the gene GPRIN2, whose product is annotated as G protein regulated inducer of neurite outgrowth 2. NCBI's taxonomy places the organism in Eukaryota, Metazoa, Chordata, Mammalia, Artiodactyla, Ziphiidae. The transcript has 2 exons. Gene Ontology annotation, biological process: neuron projection development. Gene Ontology annotation, cellular component: plasma membrane. The coding region runs from base 58 to 1422 and encodes 454 amino acids. The record is from RefSeq and is a predicted model, not a curated record.